This is a messenger RNA of Xenopus laevis (African clawed frog), 2400 nucleotides long. It is a transcript of the gene cacng2.S, whose product is annotated as voltage-dependent calcium channel gamma-2 subunit. The transcript has 4 exons. Lineage: Eukaryota; Metazoa; Chordata; Amphibia; Anura; Pipidae. The coding region runs from base 1308 to 2273 and encodes 321 amino acids. The record is from RefSeq and is a predicted model, not a curated record.
GAAAAUGCCUGAUUGAAGUUUUGUUUUUUUUCUUCUCAUCUCUCUCCUGUUGGAUUGAUCGUAAUAUGAGGUUGUUGGUAAAGCUGUAGGCACUUAUUGUAAGAAUGGCAAGGAGACUGGGGGAUAAAAUCUGAAAAGAGCACCUUUUGCCUUUAAGAAGCAGCGCCCAGCUCGUAGCAAGGUUAAGGAAACAUUUUGGCUGAGGAGCUUACAGGGGAUAAAAAGGGAAGGUAGGAGGUGGGCUGCAGAAACUGACACCCCCUCCUAGAAUGUGAGCAGGGGUGGUGACUUAGGACAGCACAGAGAGGAGGGAUAUGAAGGUUCACAUCAGCUGGCUUUUCCAGCGCAGGAGGUCCUGCAUGAAAGUGCUUUCCAGCAUCAGCAGCAUCAGCAGGAGCAGCCGAGGCAUCUAGGAGCUGUCCACUUCAGCACCACAUCCCCAGCUCAACCGACAUUCAGCCUGAACAGCUGCAGCAUCACUUCCAUGCACAGCUACCAGCCCACCCUCCAAAAGAAGCCUGCCUCCCUCCCAGGACAUCCAAGUGGGGGCCUCAGUGUGAUCAUCUUCGGUUGUAGAACCAUGGAUUGCAAAACCCGCAGUCCUUCUCAAGCCAAACCUUACAGCAUCCAAAGGAGACUUGUGGUGUAAUCAACAGCAGGGGAGGAAUCCCACACUCCAACAGACAUCCGCACACACAGCUACAUACAGACACCAGAAGAGGAGAAGAGAAAUAUCUGUCAGGAGUAGGGGGCAAAAUAGAGGAGAGAAAGAGAAAUCAGGAUUCUUUAUUUUUUUUUCCUUUUUACAUGGCGCAGGCUGCAGAGCAAAAUAAGAAGAGCAAAAGCUGCAUUCCUAACCCUAUAAUCUCCCAUUGCCUUGGUCCAGAUGCUGAAGGCUGGUGAUAAAGAUGCUGCAUUUGUAUUCCUGCUGAACAAAGCUCCCCAAUUAGCCAACACUUAUGGAAACUGAAGAUCAAAAUUUCAGGAAAAGGGAUUAAAAACAUAAAAAAGGCUAUACCAUCUCUGUGUCUUAACACUGCUGCUCCCCCUCUGUGUAUGUGUCUAUCUAUAGAAUUCUCCUUUUUUAUUUUUUGCUACCUGCAUGUGGACAUGAUCUGAUGGACACGAAGCUCUCCAUCAAGAAGCCUUCCAGCUUUACGUUUGCUAUUUUUAUUUUUUGAUAUGAUACCUCAUCUUUUGGGCAAAGUCCAGCAUUAUUGCUAACUAAACCCACAACGUCCAGCACCUAUCAACACUGAUCCCCCCCCAAACCAGAUCACUGUUGGAUGUCUAUAGAAUGAAGAACUAUGGGUCUGUUUGAUAGAGGUGUUCAGAUGCUCUUAACCACCGUGGGGGCAUUUGCAGCAUUUAGUUUGAUGACAAUUGCUGUGGGCACAGACUACUGGUUAUACUCUAGAGGGGUCUGCAAGUCCAAAUCCAUAAGUGAAAAUGAAACCAGCAAAAAGAAUGAAGAAGUCAUGACCCAUUCUGGAUUGUGGAGAACAUGUUGCCUUGAAGGUAAUUUUAAGGGCAUGUGCAAACAGAUUGACCACUUUCCAGAGGACACAGAUUAUGAAGCAGAUACUGCCGAAUAUUUCCUUCGGGCUGUGAGGGCUUCCAGUAUAUUCCCAAUUCUCAGCGUUAUCCUGCUCUUUAUGGGAGGGCUUUGCAUCGCAGCCAGUGAAUUCUACAAGUCUCGACAUAACAUCAUACUGAGUGCUGGCAUCUUCUUUGUAUCUGCAGGCUUGAGUAACAUCAUUGGGAUCAUUGUCUACAUAUCAGCCAAUGCUGGUGACCCUUCCAAGAGUGACUCAAAGAAAAACAGCUACUCAUACGGAUGGUCCUUCUACUUUGGGGCUCUCUCCUUUAUUAUUGCAGAAAUGGUGGGGGUUUUAGCAGUCCACAUGUUUAUUGACCGACACAAACAGCUGAGGGCCACUUCACGGGCCACGGACUACCUCCAGUCCUCUGCAAUCACGCGCAUCCCAAGUUAUCGUUACCGCUAUCAGAGGCGCAGCCGCUCCAGUUCUCGGUCAACGGAGCCAUCCCACUCCCGUGAUGCCUCCCCUGUUGGGCUCAAGGGCUUCAGUACCCUCCCAUCCACUGAAAUCUCCAUGUACACGCUGACCCGCGACACCCUAAAGUCUGCUGGGACCCCCACUGCCACUUAUAACUCGGAUAACAGCUUCCUCCAAGUUCAUAACUGUAUACCCAAAGAUAACAAGGACUCUGUGCAUACCAACACAGCCAACCGCAGGACCACCCCAGUAUGAAAAAGGAUGGAAGAGAAAAACAGGGGGAUAAAAGAGAACAGAGGGUCAGAACGUUAAAGCAGUGUGGUCAAGUCAGAAGGAUCUGUGUAUCAAGCUUUGUCUGUGAAAUAAACAUUUUUACUACUUA